CCGGAUACGGAACACAGCCCUCGAACACGGAAAGACGAAAAGAUGACAUAGGUUUCUGGGAAUGCAUCAUGUAUUCCGACGAGUCGGUCUCUACGCUUCUCCUUUCCACGUAAUAAAGACCGCGCACUCCAUCUUCUGGCGCACAAUGGCUUCGCAAAGCGGCAGAACGUACAACGACGCCAUUGACGCCCUCAACUCCCUACAGACCCCGUAUGCCAUAGUCGAGGCUCGCCGGAAGGCCGGCAUACGACCCGAUGCCGGUUCCAUUGCUGAAAUGCGCGCCUAUCUGCAGCGCAUCGGCUACGCACCCUCUGACCUCGACCGGUUGAACGUCCUACACGUCGCGGGAACAAAGGGCAAAGGGAGCACAUGCGCAUUCGCCGCCUCGAUACUCUCGCAAUACCAAAAGUCGCAUGGCGUGCCGCGCAAGAUUGGAUUGUUCACCAGCCCGCACUUAAUUGCUGUGCGGGAGCGAAUCAAGAUCAAUGGUGCGUCGGUCAGCGAGGAUAUCUUUGCGCGCUAUUUCUUCGAGGUCUGGGAUAAGCUAGGAGAGGCAGAGGCAAACGAAGGUCCGAAGGUUCUGGACCAGAAACUUGGCAUUCCGAUGCCUCCGAGACCUGUCUACUCUCGAUAUCUCACCUUAAUGAGCUACCACUUAUUCCUCCAGGAGGGCAUCGAUGUCGCUGUGUACGAAACAGGAAUCGGUGGCGAGUUCGAUGCUACGAAUAUCGUGGAGCACCCAGUCGCAUCUGGUAUUAGUACGCUCGCCAUAGAUCACGUCUUUGCGCUUGGAGAUACGGUGGAGAAGAUCGCUUGGCAUAAGGCUGGUAUCAUGAAAAAGGGCAGUGCUGCUUUCACAAUUGAGCAGGUACCCGAAGCUGCCCAGGUCCUCCAGGAUAGAGCCAAGGAAAAGGGGAUGACCCUAAAGGUCCUAGAAGUCGACCCCAGACUAAAAGGUGUCAAUGUUCGACCGGAUGCGCUGUUCCAGAAGAAGAACGCCAGCUUGGGAAUAGCUCUCGCAGAGACAGCAUUGAGGAAACUUGAUCCCAGCUUCACAUUAGAUCCGUCUACGCUAAGUAAAGAAUUCGUCGACGGCAUUGAGCAAGUCGUUUGGAGAGGGCGAUGUGAGGUUAAGGUCGAAGAUCGCAUAAUCUGGCAUGUGGACGGAGCGCAUACUGUCGACAGUCUGAAAAUGGCAACGAGGUGGUUCGCGAGCGAAUGUGCGAACAGGACUGGUCCGAAGGUAAUGAUAUUUAAUCAACAGGGACGAGACGAGGCCGUCAACUUCCUUGGAGGUAUGCUAUCUGCGAUCAGGGCUCAAGGACAAGGGGGAUUCGAGCACGUCGUGUUCUGUUCGAACGUAACGUACGCUGCCACAGGUUACAAGCGCGACUUCGUGAACCACCAAUACGAUCCUGUGGCGAUCAAGGCACUUACCGCACAGCACGCUUUCGCAGAGAAAUGGACCUCGUUAGACCCGUCCGCAAAGGUUGUCGUCAUACCGACGAUCGAAGAAGCGAUAAACUACGUUAGGGAUCUCAGCAAGACUUUAUCAAAAGAAGGGGAGACGGUCCAGGCUUUCAUCGCGGGUAGCUUGCAUCUAGUGGGGGGCGCUUUAGCUAUACUAGAAGGCGCAGAUGCCCUAUAACCGGCAACGGUUCAAGAUUUCUAUAGUCAUCAUGUUUAUAAACUACUAGGUUGGUGGGAAUGGGUUUGCAUUCAACGAGGAAAAAUACCCUGGUUUAACGGGUCAGGAUCUACGGCGGCUCAACCCGUACUUACAAUAGAAAUAAUGAUUUUUCUCAUCC
Molecule: messenger RNA, 1808 nt
Organism: Annulohypoxylon truncatum
Lineage: Eukaryota; Fungi; Ascomycota; Sordariomycetes; Xylariales; Hypoxylaceae
Product: FolC bifunctional protein
Exons: 2
Coding region: 62-1648 (528 amino acids)
Biological process (GO): tetrahydrofolylpolyglutamate biosynthetic process
Cellular component (GO): mitochondrion; cytoplasm; cytosol
Molecular function (GO): ATP binding; tetrahydrofolylpolyglutamate synthase activity
Source: RefSeq, a predicted model, not a curated record